Molecule: messenger RNA, 1050 nt
Organism: Arabis nemorensis
Lineage: Eukaryota; Viridiplantae; Streptophyta; Magnoliopsida; Brassicales; Brassicaceae
Source: the annotation of a GenBank genome assembly
AUGGAGUUGAUAAAUGAUUUCCUCAAUCUAACUGCGCCUUUCUUCACCUUCUUUGGUCUCUGCUUCUUCUUGCCUCCUUUUUAUUUCUUCAAGUUCUUGCAAUCUAUUUUCUCGACCAUUUUCUCGGAAAAUCUUUACGGGAAAGUGGUUCUCAUCACUGGCGCUUCCUCCGGCAUAGGCGAGCAAUUGGCAUAUGAGUACGGGAGUAGAGGUGCAUGUUUGGCCCUGACCGCCCGUAGGAAGAACCGUUUGGAGGAAGUAGCAGAGAUUGCCCGUGAAUUGGGAUCUCCUAAUGUUAUCACCAUUCAUGCUGAUGUCUCCAAGCCUAACGAUUGUAGAAAAGUCGUCGAUGACACCAUCUCCCAUUUUGGCAGAAUGGAUCAUUUGGUCAACAACGCUGGGAUAAUACAAAUUUCGAUGUUUGAGAACAUUGAAGAGAUAAGCAGGACAAAAGCAGUUAUGGAUACUAACUUUUGGGGAUCGGUUUAUACAACUCGUGCUGCGCUUCCGUACCUUCGACAAAGCAAUGGUAAGAUUGUGGCUAUGUCGUCCUCUGCAGCUUGGCUAACCGCUCCAAGGAUGAGUUUUUACAAUGCAAGCAAAGCAGCUUUGUUGAGCUUCUUUGAGACGAUGAGGAUUGAGCUUGGUGGUGAUGUACAUAUUACAAUCGUCACACCUGGUUAUAUCGAAUCCGAACUCACACAAGGCAAAUAUUUCUCUGGUGAAGGGGAGUUGGUAGUCAACCAAGACAUCAGAGAUGUUCAAAUAGGAGUAUUUCCAGUAACAUCCGCAUCAGGAUGUGCCAAGGGGAUCGUGAACGGCGUGUGCCGGAAACAGAGAUACGUGACGGAGCCAUCGUGGAUUAAAAUGACAUACCUUUGGAAAGUGUUUUGUCCGGAGUUGAUUGAGUGGUUGAGCCGAUUACUGUUCAUGACCAAAGCUGGUACGUCAGAGGAAAAUGCACUCAACAAGAAGAUCGUGGACAUUCCUGGUGUACGUAAUGUUUUGUACCCAGAAUCAAUUAGAACUCCAGAAAUCAAGUUGGAGUAG